GUGAGAGGGUCGGGUGGCUUCCACCAUCCAGGCCCAGCCAGGCCAGGGCAGACACGGAACCCAGGUUCCCCGGCCGCCGUUGCGGUGCUGGUGCCCCUCUCCCGCGUCCCGCCCAUAGCCGCUGGCUGUCCUUUAAAACGAAUAACCGAACUGGGAGGCGAAGUUUCGGUUCCGAGAGAACACCACGGGUGCCGCUGGCUGGAUCGUCUGAUUUGUCUGCAGACAGAGUCAUCAAGUGCGUCACUAAAAGCAUUUCCCAGUUGGUCUCUUGAUCUCUUGACCUCGCCCUCUGGUCGUCAUGCGUCGGCUCAUAUCGCGAAGCGUCACCGCCAGCGCCAGCCGCUCGCCCGCGACGUCGGCCGCUCCUCGCUCGUCCCUCGCCGCCGCCGCCUCGUCGUCGUCAUCCACUUUCAACAUGGCCUCGCACGCCUCCGUCGCCGCGAGGCGGAUACACGCCACCGCCCAGCAGCUCAAGCCCGCGGGCGCGGCCCUGGCCUCGACGGCCACGAGCUACCCGACGACGCACGACAAGAUCGCCACCGUCGAGGACACGCCGUACUUUGUCGACAACAAGUUUGUCCAGUCCAAGACGGACAAGUUCAUCGACCUGCCCGACCCGGCCACCAACAACCUCGUCACCCGCGUCCCGCAGAUGACCGACGAGGAGAUGAGGGCCGCCGUCGCCAGCGCCGAGCGAGCCUUCGAGUCGUGGCGCAACACGACCGUCCUGGCCCGCCAGCAGAUCAUGUUCCGCUUCGUCCAGCUGAUCCGCGAGAACUGGGACCGCCUGGCCGCCAGCAUCACCCUCGAGCAGGGCAAGACCUUUGCCGAUGCAAAGGGCGACGUCCUGCGCGGCCUGCAGGUCGCCGAGGCCGCGAUCGGCGCCCCUGAGCUGCUCAAGGGCGAGGUUCUCGAGGUAGCUAAGGACAUGGAGACCCGCACCUACCGCGAGCCUCUCGGCGUCGUUGCCGCAAUCUGCCCCUUCAACUUCCCCGCCAUGAUCCCCCUCUGGUGCAUCCCCAUUGCCACCAUCACGGGCAACACGCUCAUCCUCAAGCCCUCUGAGCGUGACCCCGGUGCUGCCAUGAUCCUGGCCGAGCUCGUGCAAAAGGCGGGCUUCCCCGAGGGCGUCGUCAACGUCAUUCACGGAGCGCACCGCACCGUCGACUUCAUCCUCGACGAGCCGGCCAUCAAGGCCAUCAGCUUCGUCGGCGGCAACAAGGCAGGCGAGUACAUCUUCAGCCGCGGCUCGGCCAACGGCAAGCGCGUGCAGGCCAACCUGGGCGCCAAGAACCACGCCGCCGUCCUGCCCGACUGCAACAAGAACCACUUCAUCAACAGCGUCGUCGGCGCCGCCUUUGGUGCCGCCGGCCAGCGCUGCAUGGCGCUGAGCACGCUCGUCAUGGUCGGCGAGACCAAGGAAUGGCUCACCGAGGUGGCCGAGCGGGCGCGCGCCCUGCGCGUCGACGGCGGCUUCGAGGAGGGCGCCGACCUGGGCCCCGUCAUCUCGCCCCACAGCAAGGAGCGCAUCGAAAGCCUCAUCGCCAGCGCCGAGAAGGAGGGUGCGACGGUGCUUCUCGACGGCCGCGGCUACAAGCCCGAAAAGUACCCUAACGGCAACUUCAUCGGUCCCACCAUCAUCUCCAACGUGACGCCCGACAUGACCUGCUACAAGGAGGAGAUCUUUGGCCCCGUCCUCGUGUGCCUCAACGUCGACACCAUCGACGACGCCAUCGAGCUCAUCAACAAGAACGAGUACGGCAACGGUGUCGCCAUCUUCACCCGCUCCGGCCCCACGGCCGAGACCUUCCGCCGCAACAUCCAGGCUGGCCAGGUCGGUAUCAACGUGCCCAUCCCCGUGCCGUUGCCCAUGUUCUCCUUCACGGGCAACAAGAAAAGCAUCGCCGGCGGCGGUGCCAACACCUUCUACGGCAAGCCCGGCAUCAACUUCUACACGCAGCUCAAGACGGUGACGGCCCUGUGGCAGAGCGCCGACGCUGUGGCCAAGAAGGCGUCUGUCCACAUGCCCACGCUGCAAUAGAAGCUUCAUCUUUCAUCGUAUUAGUUGGAGUGCUGAGAGUAAGUUUCGCUGGCUUCAAGGGAUUGUCUUGUUCGUGCGUUGGGUGAUGCGCGGGAGGUCCAAGGAACCAAGGGUUACAAAAAGGCAGCUAGCCAGCUAGCCAAAUGCAGAAUGAAUCGAGGGGAAAUGCCAAUAAAUUGCUACAAAUACCGGGAGGGCUUCCUUUUGAUGACAUGUUAGAAAAGGUUGUCGCUGCUUCUGUGACUUGUUUGCGACUUGUUUGCUUUUCUGCCGCUUGGUGCCACCUGAUACUCCCCUUGGAUAGCACUUGCCUUCUAUGUCAGUCAGUUCCUUCCUGCCUAUCACCAAAACGUCCCACUUGGAAAAUCAUUGCACUAUUAGAUGUUACCUCCUUC
Purpureocillium takamizusanense is the source of this 2436-nucleotide messenger RNA. RefSeq names its product aldehyde dehydrogenase (NADP(+)) ald6 (gene ALD6). Lineage: Eukaryota; Fungi; Ascomycota; Sordariomycetes; Hypocreales; Ophiocordycipitaceae. Gene Ontology annotation, cellular component: mitochondrion. The coding region runs from base 299 to 2041 and encodes 580 amino acids. The record is from RefSeq and is a predicted model, not a curated record. Gene Ontology annotation, molecular function: methylmalonate-semialdehyde dehydrogenase (acylating, NAD+) activity; malonate-semialdehyde dehydrogenase (acetylating, [NAD(P)+]) activity. Gene Ontology annotation, biological process: L-valine catabolic process; thymine catabolic process. The transcript is spliced from 2 exons.